Messenger RNA from Beta vulgaris subsp. vulgaris (sugar beet), 468 nucleotides. RefSeq lists its product as uncharacterized. Bases 1 to 468 code for a protein of 155 amino acids. The record is from RefSeq and is a predicted model, not a curated record. NCBI's taxonomy places the organism in Eukaryota, Viridiplantae, Streptophyta, Magnoliopsida, Caryophyllales, Amaranthaceae. The transcript has a single exon.
AUGAAGAUGUUCUAUUGGAAGCUAGCUAAUGGUGCUCUUGCCACCAGAGUAAACCUUAGAAAAAGGAAAAUUCUAAGCGAGACUCCUUGUCCUUUCUGUGGAGAUGAGGAGGAGUCGAAUACUCACUUAUUCAAAGAUUGUGAAGUUACUAUGAGAAUCUGGAAAAGUUCAAACCUAGGGAUAAACUCAAAGAACCCUGCCAAUAUGGACAUCUCACAGUGGACUAAGAAUUGGCUAUGGUUUCUUAUGCAGGACGAUAGUAACCUAGAAGGUCAAGCAAUAGAGUUUUUAGGAACGUUAUGGAGCAUUUGGCUGCUAAGAAACAAAAGAAUUUUCAACACCAGCUAUCACUUGAAUCCUUCUGAUACGUUUGAGAUCACUAGGAAUUGGCUUAAAAGAUGGCAGGAUAGUUCUGGCAAUUUGAUUUUGAACGUGAGUCCUAAAAAAGACACAAUGGGGGACUUGUGA